Molecule: messenger RNA, 2844 nt
Organism: Onychostruthus taczanowskii (white-rumped snowfinch)
Lineage: Eukaryota; Metazoa; Chordata; Aves; Passeriformes; Passeridae
Gene: LSP1
Product: lymphocyte specific protein 1
Exons: 11
Coding region: 309-1385 (358 amino acids)
Biological process (GO): signal transduction
Molecular function (GO): actin binding
Source: RefSeq, a predicted model, not a curated record
GUGGGUCAGUCCUUUCCCUGCCAUGGUGGGGAUGUCCAUGCUGGCCACUUUUCUUUUGGGUUAGCCCAGGACUUCCAAAUUUUUAGCUGCCGACAAGUAAAAUCUUAAAUCAGCCUCAAUGGUUUUUAAAAGAGAACAAAACAAACACCCAAAUUCACCUUCCUUCUGCCUUCUCCCAUCCCCCCAAACCCUCAGCCCAUGAAGUUUCCGGCACAGCUCACUUCUGCUGAGCACAGGAAAAGCGAAACAGUGGCAGCACCCUGGUGCUGGAGCUGUCUGUGGGGCUGCUGUGCCAACCAGGGGAGAAGAUGUCAGACUCGGAGGGGUGCCAGGAGGGUGCAGAAGGAGUGAGCCAAGUGGGAGAUGAAUCCCCUGAGGAGAAUGAGAGGCUGACAGCGCAGUGGAGCGUGGAAGAUGAGGAGGAGGCGGCGAGAGAGCGGCGGCGGCGGGAGCGGGAGAAGCAGCUGCGGUCCCAGGCAGAAGAGGGCCUGAAUGGCACCGUCCCCUGCUCAGAGAGUGCUGCUCUGCCACAGGAAAACCACUAUGACUUUAAGCCAUCUGGGACUUCAGAGCUGGAGGAAGAUGAGGGGUUCAGUGACUGGUCCCAGAAGCUCGAGCAGCGCAAGCAGAGGUCUCCAAGGCAGUCCUAUGAAGAAGAGGACAGUGGUGUGAGAGAAGCUGAAGUCAAACUGGAGCAGAUCCAGCUGGAUCAGGAAAGCCCAGAGGAUAAUAUGGUUAUCAGAGAGGAAGAGAGGCUGUGUCAGGAGGAAGAAGAGGUUCAAGAGCAGGAGGAAGAGGAACAAGCUGAGCAAGAGGAAAAGAAGAGAAGGCGAAAUGAUGGAGAGAAAGAAGAGGAAACACCAGAGAAACGCCAGAAGGCCCCCAGCCUUGCCAGCCUGGAAGAGGAGGAGCUGUGCUCUGACCACACUGCAGUGUGCUCCACAAAGAUCACGGACAGAACUGAGUCGCUGAACCGCUCAAUACAGAAAAGCAACAGCAUAAAGAAGAGUCAGCCUCCUCUCCCUGUGUCGAAGAUUGAUGACAGGCUGGAGCAGUACACACAGGCUAUUGAGACCUCCACAAAGGCUGCAAAACCUGUCCGGCAGCCCUCUCUUGACCUUCCCACCACGAGCAUGAUGGUAGCCAGCACAAAAAGCCUCUGGGAGACUGGGGAGGUCACAGCCCAGUCUGCUGUGAAGCCCUCAACUUGUAAGGAUAUCGUGGCUGGAGACAUUGUGAGUAAAAGAAGCCUUUGGGAACAGAAGGGGAAUCCCAAACCUGAGAGCAAUAUCAAGUCCAUUCCUUCUGGCAAAAAGUACAAAUUUGUUGCAACAGGCCAUGGCCAGUACAAGAAGGUGUUGAUAGACGAUGCUGCAGAGCAAUAGUAUGUCUGGAGAACUCAUUAACCAGCUGAGCUUGGUCCUGACUCAAUGCGACCCUCCAUGCCACUAUUUCCUCUGCUCCACAGAAGAUAAUUGAAGGAUGUUUCUCUUCUCCUGACUGCUGUCAGUCUGCUUUGGAUACAGCCUGACUCCUCUUGGGGUUUGAGCAAUACCCCACACUGCCUCCAGCUGGAUGAAAGGAACUAGAUCAGCUGACAAAACUCAUCCCUGUUUUAACUUUCUAUGUGACUCCUUGGCUUUUUUUUUUUCUGUGUUCUUUUUAAAUCUGUCUCUGCUAUGGAGAUGAGUGGUUCUUUUCCCUCACCUGCAGUGUUGGAAGAGAGGGAUCUGCUGCCCUGCUGAGCAGGCAAGGCUUUUGUUAUGUGAUUAAGGAUUUCUGUUUUUGUGGCCCUUGGUGGGUGGGUGUUGGCAGAGAAGGGAACUCAGCAGAAAUCUGCUGAAGAAUUAAUGUUUGAAUUAAUGUUUGAAAUGAGGGCAGUGGGCAGGUCCUGAGUGUAAAAAGACUGCAAGGGGAGCGUGAUGAGAGUGCAAGGACCACUUGUCGCUCUGUUGGUGCCAGCUGUGGGUCAAGUCUUGCCCUGUUCAUGAUGCAGCCUCUGUCUCUACGUCAUCUGCUUUGAGGCACUUCCAUCACUGCUCUGUGUACAUCAAUUUGCAUUCAAUUUAGUUUUUUUUUUUUUUUUUUAGUUCCCAGAUCAUUCAUCACAACAAUCACAGUUGUGUACCCAUGCCAAAAUGUUCCUGCCACUUUCACUUUCCUGUCUCAGUAGGGCCAUAGCAGCUUUGUUUCAAAUAGCGGCUGCCUCCCUCUGCCUGCCUAAGGUGGACUGGAGAUCUCCUUUCCCAGGUGAGGAGUGCUGGCCCCUAGUGUUAUCUCCCUUCUCUGGGAAAGUGAUUUGCUCAUUCUCUGACCUAUGGGCUGCAGUGCCAGUGACUGAAGCACUUCUAAAAGUUAGGUGUGGUGGCACCUUGAUAACUUGUGAGCUGUGUUCCUGAGGCUGAGCAGGAUAUCUGGGAAAUGGCUGCUGCUGGAAGCUAUCUUGGUGAAAUGGCAUCAUGAUGAAUUGUUUGGGGAGACCAAGGCUUGCUGUGAACUUGAGGGACUUGGAAGUGCCACUCAGGAAACUGAGUGCCUCAAGAGUGGCAUUUCUAGCCUUGGGUCUGAGGUCUGCAAAUCAGCUUCCAGGGUUGUUUCUGAACUCUACUGUGUCUUCAUACUUCAUGGCAUUAACAUGUCCCCCAUCCCCUCUUUAUUCUCAUUCCUACCUUCUUCCCACAUCAACAUAAUUUUGCAACUUAUUUCUACCCUCCUGGAGAAGGGAGGGCAGCUUGUUUUUCCUCCUGCAUCAGUGUGAUUUCUGCUUAAAACUUUCUGCCCCCUGGAUUUUCUUUUUUUUUUUUUUUUUUUGUAAGCAUUUAAUAAAAUUUGAAGAUGUUGUAA